Alosa alosa (allis shad) is the source of this 1355-nucleotide messenger RNA. It is a transcript of the gene yipf2, whose product is annotated as Yip1 domain family, member 2. Gene Ontology annotation, molecular function: small GTPase binding. Lineage: Eukaryota; Metazoa; Chordata; Actinopteri; Clupeiformes; Clupeidae. The coding region runs from base 101 to 997 and encodes 298 amino acids. Gene Ontology annotation, biological process: vesicle-mediated transport. Gene Ontology annotation, cellular component: membrane; Golgi apparatus. The transcript has 9 exons. The record is from RefSeq and is a predicted model, not a curated record.
UUCUAUCAUCAAGUCAGCAGAACUUCAUUUUGCAUCAAGUUCCUAGACACUGGCUACUGCUCAGGUCUCGCAUGAGGAUUGAAGAUUUACCCUUGUAAUCAUGGCAAGUCCUGACGACUUAACGUUUCAAGAAUUCGAGGAGGCUGCAGACCUACUGUCAGCAGACCCUGGGGCCUCUACCCUCAGCGUGUCCACCUCAAGUGGCACAACAGCUGGGGCCCAGGACAUUAAAGUAGACCUGUCUGAGGAUGAAGACAACCAUCAGGAGAGCUCAGGGCUACUAGGUGAGGAGAAACAAACCAGUGGUUUUUGGACAUUUGAAUACUACCAGUCAUUCUUCAAUAUAAACACAAUGCAGGUGGUGGAUAGGAUCAGAGGAUCUGUGAUGCCUUUGCCUGGACGAAAUUUUAUAAGGCAUCACAUCCGAAACAAUCCAGAUUUAUAUGGACCCUUCUGGAUCUGCGUGACACUGGUGUUCUCAGUGGCCAUCAGUGGGAAUCUUUCUACCUUUCUUGCCCAGCAGGGUGACCAGAAGUAUCACUACAGGCCCCAGUUCCACAGAGUGACAAUAGCAGCAGUUGUGGUGUUCCUCUAUGCAUGGCUUGUGCCUCUGGGUGUCUGGGGUUUCCUGACCUGGCGGAAGGGCAAUGAGCGCCAGACCAGUGGGUAUUCCUUCCUGGAGACAGUGUGUGUCUAUGGAUACUCCCUAUUUAUCUUCAUCCCCACCUCGAUAUUAUGGAGCAUACCUUUUGAGUGGGUACAGUGGACUCUCAUUCUAAUCGCCAUGGUAAUCUCUGGCUCAGUACUAGUCCUCACGUUUUGGCCUGUUGUCCGCGACGACACCAAGGCGGCUGCUUUUGCCACAGUGGCAUGCAUAGUGGUGCUCCAUGCACUGCUGGCUAUUGGUUGCAAGCUCUAUUUCUUUGAAACGGCUUUGGAAAUGAAGCCCAUUCCCACUCCAGGCCAUGCUGUCACGAAUACCAGCAAAAUUAACUAAGACAAUAGUUGAGUGGUGUACGUCUUAGGCUGCUUUCUUGGAGAUUGAGAUGGGGCAGUGGUUUUUUGGGGAGGGGUCUGAAUUAAUUUGUAUCAAAACAAAUCCUCUAUUUUUGCACUUGUGCAGCAAAUAAAUCCAGAUGUAAUGGAUGAAUGUUUGAUAUGGAUUAGGGUUGUGUUAGCUGUGUUAUGGUUCAUUCCCAAUUUCCUCAUCCCCUCAACCUCCCCCCUAGGUUUACUAAUUAUGGAAUGAGAACACUUAUUAUUUAUUUGUACUUUACUGUGUCGCUUUUUAUUUUCCUGUUUUGACUUGGGAAUGUCCCUGGUAUGUAAAUAAACAGUCAUUCCACUAAAAUUGA